Messenger RNA from Oxyura jamaicensis (ruddy duck), 534 nucleotides. RefSeq names its product chromosome 23 C1orf232 homolog (gene C23H1orf232). NCBI's taxonomy places the organism in Eukaryota, Metazoa, Chordata, Aves, Anseriformes, Anatidae. The transcript has 4 exons. The record is from RefSeq and is a predicted model, not a curated record. The coding region runs from base 1 to 534 and encodes 177 amino acids.
AUGAUCAUCCGGCCCCGACGCCUCACCCCGGGGUAUUUCCGCCUGCUCCAGAUGCAGCUGGCGGCGGGGCGGGGUGCUGAGCCCAAGGACCGGGCGCUGCCCCCCCUGGCCCUGCUGCUGGCGGCCGCCGGGCUCUGCCUCUCCCUCUACAGCGCCCGGAGGAUGGCCGGACCCGCCAAGGUGCAGGGGGUGGGUGCCAGGGGCUGGCGGAGCCUCUCGUCCCUCUUCGCCCGUGAGGACGAGCACCAGCUGCUCAGCCCGGAGCCCUGCGCCGACCACCCGCUGGCUGCCUCACCGGCAGAGCCCCCCCCGAAAACACCCGGCUUUUGGGAUCUCUUCGCUACCAAGUGGCAGCAGGCGGCGGCCCCCGACCAGGAGGAGCCCCCGACGGAGCCGAGCGAGAGCCCCGGGGAGCCGCCGGGGGACGAGGGCCCCUACGACCUGCGGGAGCCGGAGGAAGGGGCCUUCAGGUGGGGCUUCCUGGCCAGCAAGCUGGCUGAAAUCCGAAAUAAAAACGCCCCCAAGGGCAACUAG